AUGUCGGAAGGUCUCAAUGACAGCUGGCCCAGGGCAGGGAGGAGAGAGGAGGAGGAGAAGGCGGCAGAGAAAAAGGAUAUCUAUUCUCAUCCAUGGUGGCUGUGCUCCAGCCCCCUCAGUGCAGUGGCAUCGCCAGCCCCGCUUGGGCUCACAGUGGGCUCCUCAUGCCCGCUGUGUGCUGUUCGAGUGCCAUGGAACGUUCGCCCCCCCAUCCUCCAGGGCCGCUCUGGUGAUGUCACAAACUGCACAGGCCCCUUCCUGCCACCGCUCCACCACCCUGCCACCAUCGUGUUGCCUUGUCCUUCCAGCACAAAGCGUCUCCCAGGCCCUGUCCUCAUCCAUCAUCUCCCACCCUCAGGAUAUCCCACGCCCCAGCCAUGGCGGGAGCUGCGCCACCCCAAAGGGCUAGAAGGCCAUCAGAGUUGCCACUUCCCGGCAGGGAACUGCUGUGUCCUCAAAACCAGCCUGGGCAAGAGCAGCUGUGUGUGUCCAUGCACAACAGUACACCAGUAUCAGCCUUCGAAUCACUGGGACAGCCUUUGGAAAUCAGGCUGGACUUUAGUCCUUACUCCAUUUCCCACUCAUUUUACAGGGAUUCUUCCCCAGGCAAACUGCUUCAAAGUUGCCAGCUCCCAUGUAGCUGUCAGCAACCUGAAUGAGACUGUAAAUGUGACAGACCAAAGGCAGUUUGCCACAGGUUUUAUGAAACUUGUGAAAGCUGAGGACACCAAGUUUUGUACUGACAUUCUGGAAAACAUUCAGGUUUUGUCAGAGGAUAUAUGGGGGAAAAAUCUGUUGAAAUUCCCUGUUACUCACACUUAUAUGAACUGGAAUAAACUAUGGAAUGAUCAGCAUCUGAACAUCAAGGUCUCCAAUGCUGAAGUGCCUCAAUGCUUGCUGAAAUACUAUCUUUGA
Messenger RNA from Passer montanus (Eurasian tree sparrow), 915 nucleotides. RefSeq names its product capping actin protein of muscle Z-line subunit alpha 3 (gene CAPZA3). NCBI's taxonomy places the organism in Eukaryota, Metazoa, Chordata, Aves, Passeriformes, Passeridae. The record is from RefSeq and is a predicted model, not a curated record. Gene Ontology annotation, biological process: actin cytoskeleton organization; barbed-end actin filament capping. Gene Ontology annotation, molecular function: actin filament binding. Gene Ontology annotation, cellular component: F-actin capping protein complex; actin cortical patch.